Messenger RNA from Helobdella robusta, 870 nucleotides. RefSeq lists its product as hypothetical. Bases 1 to 870 code for a protein of 289 amino acids. The record is from RefSeq and is a predicted model, not a curated record. Gene Ontology annotation, molecular function: RNA polymerase II cis-regulatory region sequence-specific DNA binding; DNA-binding transcription repressor activity, RNA polymerase II-specific. Lineage: Eukaryota; Metazoa; Annelida; Clitellata; Rhynchobdellida; Glossiphoniidae. The transcript is spliced from 8 exons. Gene Ontology annotation, biological process: regulation of transcription by RNA polymerase II. Gene Ontology annotation, cellular component: nucleus.
AUGACAAAGAACAAGAAACCGUACGACUACAGUGAACUGCCUGAUCCGCCUGGCUAUCCUCCACUGCCGAUAAACAACUCGCCUCAACAACAAAGUCAACAGUCUUCGCAACAACAGCCACAACCACAGCAGACACAACAGCCACAAUCCUCGCCUUCCUCGCCACCUCCUCCCAAGAAGCCAUCCCCCAUGCAGCCGCAGCAGAAGCAGAUGUCGCGACAAGCAUCCACUGUGCACAGCAGAGCGGAACAACAAGCAGUCUUCUUGGAGCAGAGGCAGCUAAAGUUCAAGAAGGCAGCCAUGCAAGCCAAAUCAUCAGGGGACAUGGAGCUCGCCAAGAAGUACAUGAGGAUGGCUAAGGGUUUUGACCAGAUGAUCGAAGCAUCUAAAUCAGGCCUUCCGGUUGAUCUCUCUCAGAUCCCCACACCACCAGGAGAGGACGUGGAUGGCGACUUUGUGUUGGUGAACGCGAGUGAUGUGUGCAGUGACGACGCACAGGAGGUCUAUAAGAAGUUGCAGGAUGAACUUCUGCAUCAGAUCAAGGUGGUUGCAAUAUUCUUUCCCCUCCCUUUGAAACAAAAACGAUUUGAAAGCGAAUUAGGUUUCUUUGAAAUCGUCCUUCAAAUUUACGACAACGUUUUUCUGCUGUACGACAUUCAUCGUCGGAGCACAGAUCAACAGGAUGAGGUGUGGAAGUUGCAAGCCUGUGUCCGGGUUCUUGAUAUUACUCAUAUCCUGAUCAAAGAACAUUCCAUCAACGACUUGAACCGCUUUUUAUCAAUUCUUCUCCAUGAACGAAAUGGUUUUUUUGUUUUUAUGCAUGGUCUAUUUAAGCGUUGCUGUAACAAGUUGAAGUGGACGAGAUUUUGA